AUGCAGUUCUCAACACUCGCUCUUGCCGCUCUUGCGAGCUUGGCAUCUGCCCAAACAACCGGCGAAAAAGUGAUCCACAGAGUAACAGUCGGUAUGAACGGCACUCUGACUUUCUCACCGAGCACUAUCACGGCUCUCGUGGGCGAGAUGGUGCAGUUCCAGUUCGUGGCCGGCAACCACACGGUGACGCAGUCGACUUUUGAUGCGCCGUGCCAGCCCAUCUCGCAGCACUCCAACAUAACGGGCUUCCACUCGGGCUUCCAGCCCGCGGCCGCCAGCGUCGCCACGGGCAUGAUCCCCACCUACACCAUCAUGCUCAACAACACGAACCCCAUCUGGGUCUACUGCGCUCAGGGCAAGCAUUGCGAGUCGGGAAUGUCCAUGGUCAUCAACGAGAACACCGCUGCCAACUCGAGCCGCUCUCUUACCAACUACAAGGCUCUUGCAGCGGGCGCGACCACCGUCGUGCCCGGCGGCUCCGCUGGAACUGGCACCGGCUCCACUGGCUCCACUACUGGAGGCACCGGCUCCACGACUGGCGGCACUACUGGCACCACGACCGGCGGCACUGGUACCGGCUCGACCACCGACAGCGCCACCACAGGCCAGCCCACCAGCGCCGCCGGCUUCCUCUCGGCGCCCAGCGUCUAUAUGCUCCUCGCGGCGGCAGCUGGUGCCAGCCUCUUCCUGUAA
This is a messenger RNA of Lasiosphaeria miniovina, 693 nucleotides long. RefSeq names its product Cupredoxin. Lineage: Eukaryota; Fungi; Ascomycota; Sordariomycetes; Sordariales; Lasiosphaeriaceae. The transcript has 3 exons. The coding region runs from base 1 to 693 and encodes 230 amino acids. The record is from RefSeq and is a predicted model, not a curated record.